This is a messenger RNA of Cydia pomonella (codling moth), 1475 nucleotides long. RefSeq names its product 23 kDa integral membrane protein-like. The transcript is spliced from 6 exons. Gene Ontology annotation, cellular component: membrane. Bases 104 to 871 code for a protein of 255 amino acids. Lineage: Eukaryota; Metazoa; Arthropoda; Insecta; Lepidoptera; Tortricidae. The record is from RefSeq and is a predicted model, not a curated record.
UCCACUGGACUCAAUCAAUGUCAUCGUGUGGACCCAAACGGGUCUCCGUAUACAAAGGAGUUUUGACAACACGUUCUAAACGCGGUACAGUACCGUUGGCAAGAUGGUGUUCCAAAUAUCAGAGUUUGGACACGGAUGUUCGAGAAUAUUGCUUGUGGCCUUGAACGUGCUUUGUAUAGUCACGGCACUCUUCAUCUUCGGCUUCGCCGUGGUCGACACCCGUAUCCUCCACCAGUAUGGCGAAGAAGAAGCAGCAGGCACUUACGUGGGAGACUUGCUGAUCAUUGCCGCCUGUACACUGCUGGUCAUCAUGGGCAUUUUUGGUAUCAUUGCGGUUUUGCGGAACAGCGUCAAGUUGCUUUACUUGUACGUCGGCUUCCACGUGAUCCUCAUGUUGAUAGGGGUGAUGCUGGCCAUCUACGUGGCCCUCCAGCGUUACGGGCUCGAAUACAGAGUUACCAGCUACCUAAGGGAGGACUUCUUCCGCAACGUCACCGGUGAGGAUGUGGCGACACAUCAGCAGUAUUGGGAGUUCUUGGAGGCUAACUACGAGUGCUGUGGUCUGAACGGGCCAGAUGACUACCAGAUCGUGAACUCGCCUGUGAGCGUGGCUUGCUGUCCACGCGCAUACCGCUCCCGCACCGCUGCUGCGCAGAACACGCUCUACCGUAACUGUCUUAACACCAAGGCCUAUUACACGGAAGGGUGUGAGGACGCCAUUUUGUACGCGCUGCGCGACUCGGCUGACUGCAUGAUCGGGGUCGCCUCCAUGUGCUUCUGGUUUGAGGUGACUGGGACGGUACUAUCAUUGAUGGUGGCUCACAAUCUGAAGAACAGGGUGCAAGUUUACAAGAAAACAGUUAAAUAUUAGCUCUCAACGAACAGAGGAAGGAGCGUAUUUAAAAACUUUAAAUGUGAUACUACUUUGAUUUCAAUAUCAUCAGGCGUAUUCUGCCCUACCGCACAUAAUUUAUUAUACGAAAAAAUAUAUAAGUUCUCCUGCAGUUGUUGGAAGUUUCCAAAGAGUUGGGAAUUUCUAUUUUACUAGUAACAAGGGAAACUUGCAUUAUGGAAUUGAAAAAUGCCGAUUCCCAUCCGAGAAUGUCAUAUUCUCGCAUGGGAAAUCUGUCAUAGGUUUUUUUAAUACUACGUCGAUGGCAAACAAGCAUACGAUGCGGCCUGCCUGAUGGUAAGCAGUUUCCGUAGCCUAUAUGGACGCCUGCAACUCCAGAGGUGUUACAUGCGCGUCGCCGACCUAAGGGUCCCUCCGCACCCACCGUAGUUGAACUCUGGUGAGCCUACUCACCAGCAAGAACACAACACUAUCAGUAGGGUCUAGUGUUGCAAAAUUGACAAUUAUGGAAACUUCCAGACAUCAGUAAGUUAUCCAAUGGCUGUUGAGGCUGUUAUACCUAUAACAGGUAGAGCAGAUUACGCACAUAAGACUUUUUUUUAAUAAAAAUGAUUCAAAACGA